GCUAUUCAUCGGGUCUAUCCAAGGCUUCAACCAACAAUUAGUAACUUGACAGCAAUUCCAAAAUUGAACUUGGAUGGAUAUGAUCGUGAUGUAUAGAUUUGAAAUGGAGCUUCUAGAGGUUUUGUGGGAUCAAAGGAAGGAAUGAAGAUUAACCACGAACGAAUCUAACAAAAAUAAUGGAGAAAGGUGAACCAUCGGGUGUGUUGUACGAGGAAUUUGAGCCUUUCUGCAAAUGGAAAAAACUCGAAGACUCUGACGUUCUUGAGGUUCAUCUCCCAGAAUUUAAGAAAGAAGAAUUGAGGGUUCGGAUAAAAAACAACUCUAUCCUGACGCUUUCCGGUGAGCACCUGACAGCCAAAGAUGGGAAGAAAAUGCAUUUCAACAGAGAAAUCAAACUCCCAAAGGAUAUAUACCCAGACGAAAUUCGUGCUAAAUUUGGUGGCAAUGUUCUUUCAAUCACAAUGCCUAAGAAAGCUAGCCCGCCAGAAAUCAGCAAACCAAACCCGGACAAUGCCUCUGAGGAUAAACUAACACAAUCCAAUGGUAAUGGUAAGCCAAAGAACUUCAUAUCCAGGUUAAAAAGUCCAUUGUCGAGGUUGAAAUUUAGCAAGGAAACGGCAACGGCUAUGGCAGUGGCGGUGGUGAUUCUGGCCGUUGGAGUUUACUACUUGAUUAAAAACUAAGAAUGAAGCAUAUAUAUAUAUUUCUUUGUGUGAAAUACAUAUAUAGAAUCAAACCUUUACAAAUUUCAAAUUGAAUUCAUGAAUAAACAAUUCAUUUGCUAAGAUCCUAA
This is a messenger RNA of Cucumis melo (muskmelon), 793 nucleotides long. RefSeq names its product 16.9 kDa class I heat shock protein 1. Gene Ontology annotation, biological process: protein folding; response to heat; response to hydrogen peroxide. Lineage: Eukaryota; Viridiplantae; Streptophyta; Magnoliopsida; Cucurbitales; Cucurbitaceae. The record is from RefSeq and is a predicted model, not a curated record. The transcript is spliced from 3 exons. Bases 177 to 683 code for a protein of 168 amino acids.